GUAGCGUAUGUCACGCGAGUGUUAGCGUUUUCAUAAUUUCCCCUCAGACCUGGUGGUCGUCUGUUGCACAGUUAACUUUGAUGAACAGUACGUGACCUCUGGAUUUAAUGUGCAUUGUUUUAUGCAUCAUGUGAGGACGUCGUCUUGCACACAGGCAUGGUCUGCGAUGAGGAACUCUGACCUGUGGAUGUUGAUAGUCAAACCAUGGAUGUCCUGCGGGUGCUGUUAGUCACCAUGGGACGGAUCACAACAUUCAAAUCUUAUCAAAUCGUGUUGCUCCUGGCCGCAGCUAUGGCAGUGGUAGCGUUUUAUUACUUUGGAUCUGAAAACCAGAACUUCUCCAGCACCACAAAACGAAUCAAGGAAACGCAAGCGAGCCACAACACCAACCGAGAAGAUGCAGAUCUUUCCUUGGACAUCAGGCCUGGACAUGCUGAAAGCAGGAUGGGAGCUAAAGAAGAUUGGGAGGAGAAGCCGAUAGGAAUCAAGCAAUUUCAUGCUCUCAUGAUGUUCACUAAGGUCGACAAGAGUUUAAACCUGCAGAAUAAGUUUCAGGUGGCCAUGCGCUCCCUAGCCAAACAUGGACGCUUUCUAGAGGAUGAGAUGCUGGUUCUGCAUUUUGUCUCUGAUGCUGGCAGUCAGAAGCUGGGGGAGAUGAUGCUACACGGACUUUUGCUGGAAGCAUCGUUCCAAUACCAGGUGGUGUUUCACAAUGUGGACUCGCUUACAGAGAAGUUAUUUCCCAUCGUGGAGGCCAUGCAGAAGCAUUUUAGCGCAGGGUCUGGUGCUUACUACAGCGAUGCCAUCUUCUUUCUGUCUGUGGCAAUGCAUCGCAUUAUGCCUGCAGGUGAGCUAGCACUGACGAGAAUUAUUCAGCUGGAUCUGGAUCUCAAAUUUAGGAGCAACAUCAGAGACCUUUUCCAAGAGUUCAACCAUUUCCCACCCAAAGCUGUCAUUGGAAUCGCACGAGAGAUGCAGCCGGUUUACAGACACACUUUCUGGCAAUAUCGCAAAGAAAAUCCCAAGGCCCGUGUUGGUGACCCACCACCGGAGGGUCUGCCAGGCUUUAACAGUGGAGUGAUGCUUCUGAACCUCGAUGCCAUGCGUCGCUCAACCUUAUAUAACCAGCUUCUGGAGCCCGAGCGGGUGGCACAGCUGGCAGAGAAGUAUCACUUCAGGGGGCAUCUGGGCGAUCAGGAUUUCUUCACCAUGAUCGGUAUGGAGCACGAAGAGCUGUUUUAUCCUCUGGCCUGCGGCUGGAACCGACAGCUGUGCACGUGGUGGAGGGAUCAUGGUUACGGUGAUGUUUUCCAGCUGUACUAUCACUGCGAUGGGCCGGUCCACAUCUACCACGGCAAUUGCAACUCUCCUAUACCUGAUGACUGAGUACUCUUUACCUUUUUGAAAUGUUAAGCCUCAGAGGUUUGAUAAGGGCCUAAAAUGCUAUAGGUCCUAAUAUUGGCACACUUAUUCCCAGAUCAGUAUUAUGCUACAUAUUCAAAUCAUCACCACAUUUAAUUCAACUGAGCUUGUUGGUGUCUUUCCAAAAUAAGUUCCAGUACCAAACAAACCAGUAUGAUUUCACCGACAGCUUUGAUUCUUAGUAGUUUGAGAUGUAGGUGACUUAUCAGGAGGCUUUGGCAGAGAGCCAAUCAGGACGCUUUCCCUCCCUAUCAUUCCUUUGUUCACAGGUUGAAAACACACUGGCAUGCUCAUUUUCCUAAAACAGUGUCAUACAGAUGAAUAAACUCCCAUACACAUUAUUACCUUGUUUUUAAACUCUCAUUGGAUAAUUUGACCACAUUAUGUGCACUUCAACCCAUUAUACCAGCAAAAACUGCGUACGUAUGGCACAUUCUUCUUUUUAUCCAUAGUGAUGAUUCAGAGGGAUUGACCCAGUUUCCCGAGUUUGUCUGUUUGUGAACCUGUCAUGCGGCUUUAAACCGAGUGUUGAUGUUGGAAAUCAGAUUUCUCAGUCAUGCGCAAGUGCAUCAGUUGUAAUCACCUCCGAAAGCCAAGAUAACAUCUCAAACAUCUGAUUGGUGGACUCGUCGGAGGCCUAAGGUUGGAAGAGGACAUUCCUGCUUGAUCUGUGUGAGAAAUGGGAAGUGGGAUUGGGUGGAUAUGCAAAACAUAUACAGGAGAUUAAGAGGGCAGAGCUCGAGCUGUUGUGGUUGGCUGGUAGAUCGAGCGAUGCUGCUAUUGGCAACCCUCUGCAGGAUUGUGUAAAACGCUUGCAAUAACCUCCGCAAUGUCAGAUCAACAGGGCGGAGGGAUGGAGAAUCUCCCUGGACUCCCUGGCGCUGAUUUGUAAUAAAUCUUUGAAGUGCGUUGCCAGUCAGCCGUGAGAUCCCUCUUUAGACUCUAUUGUGUCAAUUGCACGAUAUUGUAAAGAUCAGCAGAACACGUCUUGGAGGUUUUCAGUUAAUUUGUUUUUUGUGCAAUAGUUUUGUGUAGCUGGUUCAGUAUGGCUCAUUAUGGACUGAAACGUUUAUGGGUGGUCCUAGCAAUUAUUUGUUUUUUAAGUAAUCUUAGGGUCUUGUUUAUGAGCAGAACAGAUUUCCGUGUGCAUUUUCCGCAAACCAUUUUUGGUUAGAUUCAUUGCAAGAAAUCAAUUAGGUAACAUUUUACAAUAAUGUAUUGGCUAACAUUAGUUAAUGCAUUAGCUAACAUGAAAUAACAAUGAAUAAUGCACAUUUUAGUUUCAGUUUUACUAAUGCAUUUCUAAAAUUAAAAGUUGUAACGUUAAUGCACAAUGAACAUAAACAAUUGUAUUUGCAUUACCUAACAUUAUCUCUAUUGUUGGUUCAUGUUAGUAAAUGCUUUACUAAUGUUAACAAAUACAACCUUAUUGUAAAUCGAAGUCUAUUCUCCUCAUGCUUUGUGAGUGAUCCACAUUGAUUGUAAUUGGUAUACAUUUAUCCUAUACAUUUUGUGUGGUUAUUAUGUGACCUUAUGUCUUAUAUGAACAAUUGUUUCUCAAAGGAACCACUCAGGAAACUGUGACUUUUUUGUGUUGUAAAAAGUGUAUUGUACCUUAUAUUCAAUUGUCUUUCCUUUCUUCUUAAAAAUUGAAUGUAAAACAGAUAUAUGUUGUGUCAUGCAGUAUAUAUGUUGUGUCAUAGAAAUUGAAUGUAUUAACACCUAUGAAGAAAAUUCCACUGAAGAGGUACCGAAUUUUUAAUAUAUUUAAUAUAUCUUUCUUUCUACAUGUGUAUAUAUUAGUGUGUUCAAAAUAAAAUUUCGUAUUAUUUGCUUCUAUGGCACCUCUUUUUCUUGCAUUUAAAAUGAACAGUAGCAUAUUUGUUAAAAGAGUGUUUGGAUGUCUCUGGGUAUCAUUUUGAUAUUUAAAGUGUUAUGUUGCUCUCUAUAAUAAAUCUUAGCUGA
Paramisgurnus dabryanus is the source of this 3387-nucleotide messenger RNA. The record is from RefSeq and is a predicted model, not a curated record. NCBI's taxonomy places the organism in Eukaryota, Metazoa, Chordata, Actinopteri, Cypriniformes, Cobitidae.